Molecule: messenger RNA, 1910 nt
Organism: Zea mays
Lineage: Eukaryota; Viridiplantae; Streptophyta; Magnoliopsida; Poales; Poaceae
Exons: 4
Coding region: 118-1218 (366 amino acids)
Source: RefSeq, marked validated
CACACUCUCUUUCUCGCCCGUCCCACCUCUUUUCGCUGAUAAGCACGCCGCCUUCUCCAGCCCGUCCACCCCCGCCGCUGCAGGUCCCGGGCGCUGCUCCCCACCACCGGCGGAAAAAUGUCGACGGAGUGUUCGGACCUCGGGGACGAGUUCUGGCUGCCGGAGGAGUUCCUGGACGACGACUUCUUCUCCGAGGAGGAGAAGGCGGCCGUGGCGGCCAGGAGCGAGAGCGACGAGGAGGACAGCCUGGCGGGGCUCUCGCGCAGGCUCGCGGGCCUCCUCGGCGACGACGGGGAGCGGAAGCCGCCUACCGCCAAGGCGGAGGUGGCGGUGAUUGGGUCGCCGCAGUCGACGCUGUGCGGGCUGCCCAAGUCGGGCCAGGAGAGCCCCAACGGCGGGGCGUCCAAGGGGACGUCGCCGCCGUCGUCGCCGCCUCUGGAGCAGAAGCCGGCCGACCCGUGGGACGUCCUGUACGAGGCGGCGGGGCAGGUCGCGCGCAUCCGCGCCGCCAGCAGCGUGCCGGUGCAGGUGCCGGCCAACGCAUACGCCUUCAGCAAGCCAUCCCCGCCGCCGCCGCCGCCGCCGCAGAUCGCUCCGCCCUCCGCCAAGGUCCCUGCCGGCGCCGGCGGUCACUACCACCCGCUCGCGCACUUGGUUUCGCAGCGGCAGAUGCAGGCUGCUCAGUUCCAUCUCCUGAAGCAGCAUCAGCUGCUGAAGCUGCAGAGGCAGCGCCAUCUCGCCGCGUGGAGCGCGCGCCAGAGCGCCUGUGCCAAGCCCGUCGGCUGCGGCGGAGGCGACGCGCCGCUUGGCCUGAACCCGGCGGCGUGGCCUCCGCUCCAGAAGCCACCGCCACCGCCGCCGCCGCAGCAGCACCAGGCGCCGGCGCAUCCUGCCUCCGGCAUGCGCGCCGUGUUCCUGACCCCGCCUGGCGCCAAGCGCGAGCGUAACGGCACCGGGGUGUUCCUCCCGAGGCCGGCCGGCGCGCCCGCGGCGGAGCCCAAGAGGAAGACGGCGGGGGCGUGCUCGACGGUCCUUGUCCCCGCUCGCGUCGUCCAGGCCCUCAACCUCAGGCUCGAAGACCUCGGCGCCCAGCCUCGCUACUACCCUGGCGGCUUCGUUCUCGAUCACGACGCCUUGAUUAGCCGGAGCAACGCCAUGCUCGCGAGCCAGAAGCGCCGCGCGGCUGCCGCUGCGGCAGUGUGCCACAGAAGUACCUGAGUCGUCCAGUCGCCGGCUGGACUUGGAGGGGGGACGCGGACGGGAAUGGAGCCGCCAAGAUUCCGUCGACAACACCCCCGCCCCCCUUUCGUUUGGAGGCCGGCAGUCCUGUUGAUCCUAAUAAUCGAAGAAACUAGCUUGGGUACCUUUUGUUAGGUAGUGUGUUAGCAGGCAGAGUUAGGAAGGCAGUAGCAGCGUUAGCAUCAUUGUUAGGUCUGUUCGUUUCGGAUCUGGUGAUACAUUCGUUUUAUUUUUGGUGUGGACGGAAAGCUGGGGGAGGUUGACGAGCAGUGAAGAAAACCCAUAAUGUCGUCCGGUGGUUUGGGGGAAGUGUAACAAAUAAUAAGUGGUUAGAGAGAGAGAGGUCUUAGCUGAUGCAAGAAGAGCCUGCAUAGCAAGUGUUGGAUGAUUUUCUUUCUGAGAUGAAAAGCAAAUAAGAGGUCAUUUCCCUCCCAUGCGCCCAAUCAGUGGCUGGCUUUGCUUGCUUUGGGCGCUACCAGCACGGACCCCUCUCUCCUGUUUUGCAACUUUUCUUUUUUACUUGGAAAAGAAGCUUGCCGUGGGCUCCAUGAAUAAGGGCGUUUGCUUUUAGCCUAGAGUGUAUUAUGAAAGCAUUUAUUGGUUUGUAUUGUGCUGUGCCUGUACCAGUGGUAGCUAGUAGUAGCAGUAAAAAGUGUCCCUUGACUUUGGUU